Neohortaea acidophila is the source of this 754-nucleotide messenger RNA. RefSeq names its product AhpD-like protein. The coding region runs from base 98 to 703 and encodes 201 amino acids. NCBI's taxonomy places the organism in Eukaryota, Fungi, Ascomycota, Dothideomycetes, Mycosphaerellales, Teratosphaeriaceae. The record is from RefSeq and is a predicted model, not a curated record. The transcript is spliced from 2 exons.
GCCGGGGCUAUAGGGCCCUGCUCCGUGAAAUCUCGCGCGGAGUUCUUCAAAUCCCUUGCCGUUUGCUCAGUCCCAUUCGUUUCACUUUGUAGGCAAUAUGAACAGACUAGGCCUUCUGCACCCCUCGCAGCUCGAUGCUGAAGCCAAAAGGCUGUAUGACGCCUACCAUGAGUACACAACGAAUCGAUACGGCAAGGCCGCCGUCGCCUACAUGCUAGACGACGCCCGACUCACCGGCCCGUUCGGCGUCCAACUACACACGCCCCAAGUCGGCGAGCACGUCCUCGGACUGGCCAAGGCUCUGCGAAGCCUCCCCGGCCUGAGCGACACGAACCGCGAGAUCGCCAGCAUCGUCGUGGGAGUGCGGUACAACACGCGCUACGAACUGGCAAUGCACCAAAUGCUAGGCUGGAAGUUCGGGCUGGCGGCGGCGAGCAUCGACACCAUGCUGGCGGGGAAGAAGCCUGCGUCCUUCAACGCCGAGCAGAGCGUCGUUUUCGACGUGGCGCAUGAACUUGCGUAUGGGUCGGGAACGCUGCCGCAGGAUUUGUGGGAUCGUGCGGUGGAGGUGUUAGGGCGGCCGGGGACGAUUGCUCUUGUUCAGUACGUUGGGUUCUACAGCUAUGCGUGUACGAUUCUGAGGGGAUUUGACGUUGAGAUUCCGGUCACGGACCGGUUGGGACGGGGCCAUUUAUCCAAAUGAGCGGUUGUUCGUCCAGUGCAUUUUGUUUUCGAAGGUAAAUGAUUAGAAUAU